Messenger RNA from Alternaria arborescens, 477 nucleotides. RefSeq lists its product as hypothetical. The transcript has a single exon. NCBI's taxonomy places the organism in Eukaryota, Fungi, Ascomycota, Dothideomycetes, Pleosporales, Pleosporaceae. The record is from RefSeq and is a predicted model, not a curated record. The coding region runs from base 1 to 477 and encodes 158 amino acids.
AUGGAACCCGAUAUGCAUAUUUUUGGGGAGAGCAAGUUGGACUGGGUCAAGUUGCCGGAUGGGGCGAGGACAGCUGAGAGGGGAGAUAACAUGAAGAAGAUGUGGCCAAAGAGUAGUCUCAAGAGAUUGGAGAUUUGUAUGCGGAGGGCCGAGGAGGUGAAGAGGAAGAGGGCUGCUGCUGCUGCUACUGCGUUGAAGGAGAGUGAGCGGAAAAUUGCUGGUGGUAGUAGUAGUGCGGAAGAGACUGCGGCAGUCGAGGGUAGUGGAGAGGGGGAUAAGACGCCUACUGCUGGGGAAUUUGGGGGCGAGAACGAUGAGGAGUUUGAGAAGAGGUUUAGGGAAACGGAGAAGGCGCUACAGGAACGCUUGGAAAGGUUGAGCUUGAAGCUGUCGGAUGAGGAGGUUGUGGAGAUGAUGGAGAAGACGACGAUUGAUGAGCCUGGGGUGGAGCGAGAUGGGCAGCGAAACGCGGAUUGA